Penicillium arizonense is the source of this 348-nucleotide messenger RNA. RefSeq lists its product as uncharacterized. Bases 1 to 348 code for a protein of 115 amino acids. The record is from RefSeq and is a predicted model, not a curated record. NCBI's taxonomy places the organism in Eukaryota, Fungi, Ascomycota, Eurotiomycetes, Eurotiales, Aspergillaceae. The transcript has 2 exons.
AUGCAGUUCUCUCUCUUUACUCUCUUAACUAUCUGUGCCUAUGUCACCGCGCUGCCUGGAACGACUGAUCACAGUGCCGGAUGGACGAACGAAAACGCUGCUGUUAGUGCCUGCAAAUGCUCCCCGACAAAGACUACAGUAACCGUUACCGCCACCAGCACCACCACCAGCACCACCACCACUACCACCACUGACCCCCCUGUCACCACCACGGACACCGUCACCACCACAACCACGGAUUUCAUCACUACUACAGACACUUUCACCACUACAGACACUGUCACUUCUACGGUGACAGCUACCUCUACCCACGGGGGUUGGAAUUCCCAUGAGGGUGAGAGCUGGUGA